AUGGAGCAAGGCGGCCGCCGCCGAGCCUUCGGCAGCAUAUGCCCCAACAGGAUCCAGUGCCCGCCCGCCCGCCUCUCCAAGAAGCCGGCCCGUCCCGGCAGGGGACGGCGUGGACCCCCGGCUGCCCCGAGUCCCCGAGCGCCCCCGCCCCGUCAGCGCCGCAGCGUUGCCCCGUCGGUCCCCGCCGCACCCGCCCUCGUGCUCAGCACCAUCGACUGGCAGGAUUUGGCAGCCUGUACCCCCCUCCUUCCCACCACCCCAGCUGGCCCAGUGACCCUGCAGCAGCUGUUCCCUCCAGAUGCAUCCACUUUAAUGCCACCACCACUAGACUGCACUGAUUUUGAUUUCUCACUUGGUGAGGAGGUGGCCUUUGGACCCUCCACCCAGCAUCUGGAGAGUAGCGUGCUGUCGCAGGUGCCUCCACAGUGCCUGCCUUCCCCUGAACUGAGCUGGAGGGACCAGGCAGAGCAGCACCAGAAAGCACUGGGAGAUGCCAUGAAGGCAAACAGCCAGGUAGGGACACCCAAGCCCUCCAUGGCUUGCACUGCUUUUCUCUCCAUUGCAUUCCUGCUGAGGCGGCUGCAUGGCCCUGGUGUGCAGCAACCCCUGGCCCCUGGGCAGUGGAGCUGUCCAAACCACCCAGUCCACAUUUAUCCUUCACAGCUGCAGGAGACCCUCACACAGAGGCAGGAGGAGCUGGCAACACUGCGGGAGAGCAACGUGCAGCUGAAGGAGCUGGCGAGUCAGGCCAGACAGCUGGCCUCUGUCCUUGACACGCUGAUGUUCCCGCAAAGUGCCGACGGGGCUGCCCUUCCUCCCUCUCCUCUUCAUCCUCCACCUCCUCCAGCCGUCGCUGUCCCGACCGGCACCCAGCGGGCGGAUGCGGAGGGCGUGGACGCGAUGCUGAGGGCGGUGUCGGAGAAGUGCCGCCAGGCCCUGCGGAGCCUGGGGGGCAGUCCGGGGCACAGCUCGGGGGGCAGCCCCGGGGACAGCCCCACGGCCAAGCGCCCGCGCCCGGCUCCGCGUCUGCACGGCGCGUUCCGCGGGCUGCGCACCGGCCGCGCCGCCCUGCGCCCGGGCGGCGGGGACAUGGAGGAGGGCGGCAGCCUGCGAGCACAGCUGGGAGAGGCUGGAGCCAUUCGCACCCUGGCCUUCCCGCAGGGAAACGCCUUCACUCUCCGCACCGCCACUGGCGGGCACCAGUUCCGAUGGGUGCCGCGCUGA
Myiozetetes cayanensis is the source of this 1224-nucleotide messenger RNA. RefSeq names its product multiciliate differentiation and DNA synthesis associated cell cycle protein (gene MCIDAS). Gene Ontology annotation, biological process: negative regulation of cell cycle; negative regulation of DNA replication. The transcript has 4 exons. The coding region runs from base 1 to 1224 and encodes 407 amino acids. Gene Ontology annotation, cellular component: nucleus. NCBI's taxonomy places the organism in Eukaryota, Metazoa, Chordata, Aves, Passeriformes, Tyrannidae. The record is from RefSeq and is a predicted model, not a curated record.